CUCUCUCUCUCUCUCUCUCUCGGAUUAAGGCCUUGGUGUAUUUUCAGCCAAGAAGGCUUAUGGGAUCUCUGAUGAACAUGGUCAUAAUCCUCCCAGAGAACAAAACGAUAAAUUUUCAUGAUAACAGAGGAACAAAACUCAGUUCUUGAAUCUUAGCCAUGCAUUUGCAUGAUUUACUUCUGAUAAUCAACUUCAGUAAUAUUGGCAUCUGUCAGAUUUAACUGAUGGACUCUCUGUUUCUCUCUCUCUCUCUCUCAGUAGGAUUAUGACGGUGGGUUCAUGUAGAUUAGGUGGUCUGUUCACUGUGGCCUUUAAAUCUCUCUGAUUAGAGAGUAGACAAACACUGACAGAGCAAUGUCAGAGACAGUCUGGUGUCACUUUAACCCUGUAAUCACCGUGAACGGGGCGCGUGGAGACAGAUAACAGCACGGUGAACCUGCAGGACGUGAACUCAUGAUCGGUUCGGUUCUGAGGCCAGCGAGACUCCAUCACUGAAGGUCUGAGAAUAGCAGUGAUCAGGGCACGUUCUCUCUUCAGAAGCUGUCAUGGUGGACCUGUUCCUGGGGAAGGUUCUGGUGAAGAACAAUAAAGACCGAGACGAGCUGGACACGGAGCGUGAGAUCGUCCUGCGGCUCCAGAACCGCAUCCUCAUGCUGUUCUUCGGCUCCGGUGAGUGUGAGAAGUGCCAGGAGUUUGCACCGACGCUCAAAGACUUCUACAAGAAGCUCACGGACGAGUUCUACGUGGAGCGAUCGGCUCAGCUGGUGCUGCUGUACAUCUCUCUGGACUCGUCCGAGGAGCAGCAGGAGAAGUUCCUGAAGGAGCUGCCCAAACGCUGCCUGUUCCUGGCCUACGAGGACCCCUACAGAAAGGAGCUGAGCGAGAUGUUCGAGGUGCAGGAUCUGCCCAGGCUGGUUGUUUUGCGUCCGGACUGCUCUGUUCUCACACCUGACGCCGUGGAGGAAAUCUGUAAACUGGGAACGGACUGCUUCCGCAACUGGCAGGAAGGGGCGGAGCUUAUCGACAGGAACUUCAUGAUGAACGAGGAGUUCGACGAGGGCAAAAUGCGCAGCAUGACCGACCCCAUCCGACGAGUCAAAUACAAGGUGGAGGACAAGAAGAAGAAGAAGAAGAAGAAGAAGAGAAAGAAGGAUGGGGUGAGUGUGGAAGAGGAGGAUGAGGACGAGGAUGGAGAUGAAGAUGGAAAUGAUGGAGGAGGAGGUUGGGGCUGAGGUUAGGACAUCGGAUGCUCUGAUAACUAUUAGUGAAAGAAGCCACGAGUAAGAGUUGAUUACACAUCGCUGAUCAGAUCAAAUAGCAGCGCUGAGAGAAGAAAGAUGGAUGUUCUGCAGCAGUUCUCAACCCUUCAUCCAAGCCCCAUCAAUGUCCACAACAACAUUUGAAAACUAACAUGUUUCCUCUGGAAAGACAGAUGCUUUUAUUUUACCGAAACUGCGUUAG
Messenger RNA from Carassius carassius (crucian carp), 1461 nucleotides. RefSeq names its product nucleoredoxin like 1 (gene nxnl1). Lineage: Eukaryota; Metazoa; Chordata; Actinopteri; Cypriniformes; Cyprinidae. The record is from RefSeq and is a predicted model, not a curated record. Gene Ontology annotation, cellular component: mitochondrion. The transcript has 3 exons. Bases 546 to 1232 code for a protein of 228 amino acids. Gene Ontology annotation, biological process: photoreceptor cell maintenance.